AUGUUUCCAGCAUCAAACUCCUUCAAAGUGACGGCUGCCUGCACUGUGGCGAUGAUAAUGAUGAUGAUGAUGAUGGUGAUGACAACAGACGCAGCAGCCAUGCCCAAAGGAGCCCACCAUCUGAAGCACUUAAACAAGAAGUCCUCUGACAGUACAGCUGUAGAAAUGGUCGCCUUGCAGCUUGACCCCAACUCCUUUGUUACUACCACAACCAUCAAACCGCUGGCAAACGUCUCCAUCUCCCCGUGGACAUACAACAUCUCCCACGAUGAGUCUGUGUUCCCUCCAGUGUCGGAGGCUCGUUGUUUACUGCAGGGCUGCCUGGACGCCCAUGGUCAGGAGGAUCUGAACCUGCAGUCCAGACCAAUAAUGCAACAGGUCCUGAUGUUGCGCCAGGUCAAGCCAGCAGGGGAGAAGCACAGCUACCACUACAGGUUGGAGACCCGCCUGGUGGCAGUGGGCUGCACCUGCGUCCGACCCAUUGUUCAGCGCCAGCAGUGA
Molecule: messenger RNA, 501 nt
Organism: Monopterus albus (swamp eel)
Lineage: Eukaryota; Metazoa; Chordata; Actinopteri; Synbranchiformes; Synbranchidae
Gene: il17a/f1
Product: interleukin 17a/f1
Exons: 3
Coding region: 1-501 (166 amino acids)
Biological process (GO): inflammatory response
Cellular component (GO): extracellular region
Molecular function (GO): cytokine activity
Source: RefSeq, a predicted model, not a curated record